AACUGAGAACAGAGGGGUAACAAGCUCAUUUCGAGUGACAAAUCCCGAGGACACUCACACUACUGCAGAGACACGGAGAAGUUACCGAUUCAGAAGACUUUUAAUUUGUGACUCAUGUUUACUCACACUUGACUUAGGAGGAACAGGCACUCUUCUGCAUACAGUACCUCUUUUCCGCAUAAUAUGACUCCUUUAAAACCGAAAGGAGGAACUCUUUUAGGAAAUCUGCUAUCAGGCAUCUUUUUUUAUCCUCUUUUCUAAAAGUAUUAAAGGGAAAUAUGUUUAUAAUAUUAGUAACUUUUUCUCGCUCAGUUUCCCCCUCUUUCCCUUUAAAGUCUUGAGUCACUUUAUCCUCCUACAGCUGCUGCUCUGCUCUGUUAGAGAAGGAAUGCUGUCAGUAUGGUGCAGAAACUUUCUGCUGUGCGUGCUGUGUCCAGAUUGUGUUGUUUGAUGUGGGGGUCAGCAUCUCAUUUUUAGCAUAAAGCGAAGAUAAUCUGCUUCCUGUUUAUUUCCAGUGAGGAAGUUAUAGAUACAUUAUGAUAAAAGGGAAAUUAAGCAGGACAACAAAGAAAUAUAGUAUAGUACAAAUUUGUUGAACUUUGUUAAAACGUCCUAAGUCAAGAAGUCAACACAAUUUGAAGAAACUAGAAAUUAACUCCAGUUUCCCACAAGCACCCCACCUUUCCCACCCUUUCCUCUCCAGUGAUCUCCCUCAGUAGCAGGCGUAGGGAUAGAGGAAGGAAGCUGAACAGAGAACCAGUAUAGUUGGGAGAAGCAAAUUGAAGACCACUUGGGAAGCCAUGAUCAGAACACUUGGACUGUUAAUGCUCCUGUCUGCUCUCUGCUGCAGCCUAGCGGACAACGUGGAGCCGCUCCGCACUAAGAGAGGGACUCGUUUUUACAGAGGUGAGCCUGACAGGCAGCCAGCCAGACGGACACUUUUGAUUAUUCAUAUCGAGAAGUCUUCACCUUCCUUUGACACCUCCUUACAUUGUGUGGAUAGUGAGACGUCAGCAGUGCAUAGUUUUGGGGACACUUGGCUUCGAUGGAAGGGACAGCGUGUGGAGUAUUGCCGUUGUGCAUUAGGAGGACAAGAGCAUUGUCAUAUUGUCCCCGUCAUCAACUGCUACGUGUCUCAGUGCUACAACGGAGGAACCUGUAAGGAGGCUGUGUACACUUCAGACUACAUUUGCCAGUGUCCUCCAGGCUUCAGUGGGACUCAGUGUGAGAUUAACACCAAUGAGAAGUGCACUGUGGGGCAGGGUGAAGGGUACCGCGGCACAUGGAGCAUUAGCCAUUCAGGAGCAGAGUGCAUCAACUGGAACUCUACGUCUCUUAGAGGAAGAAAGUUCACAGCUAAAAAAGGGGACGCCGGCAGUCUUGGACUGGGCAAUCACAACUUCUGCAGGAACCCCGACCAGGACAGCACUCCUUGGUGUUACAUCUAUAAGGGCACUCAGAUCGUCUGGGAGUUCUGUUCUAUGCCCAAAUGUCCAGAAGAUAAGUACCAAAAGUGUGUGCUUGGCUCCGGUCAGUCAUACAGAGGCACAGCAUCUGUCACUAAGAGUGGCUCUCGUUGUCUCCCGUGGGACUCUCCUGUUGUCAAGCGCAAGGUCAACAAUGCUUGGAGAUCUAAUGCAUUGGAGCAGGGGCUGGGCAGCCACAGCUUCUGCAGGAAUCCAGACGGUGAUGAAGGUCCAUGGUGUCACACCUACAAGAACAUGCAGCUGACCUGGGAGCUGUGUGACCUACCUAAAUGCUCGAGACGUCCAUCUAUCAUCAGCACUCUCGGCCCACGUGCCCCCACCACUAACAACAAUAAUAGAGCAACAUGUGGCCAGCGCUUAGACAACACCCUGAAUCGCCCGGCGUUCCGCAUGUUUGGGGGCAGAGAGAGCGACAUCACGGAGCAGCCGUGGCAGGCAGCCAUUAAUGUUUACCAGGCCCGCCACAGAAAACACUUUCACCGAUGUGGUGGAGUCCUCAUUGACUCGUGUUGGGUCCUGUCUGCUGCACACUGCUUCGAGGACAAUGAUAAAGCAGAAAAAUUGGAAGUGAUUUUGGGACGAACGUUUCGGAAGCAGAAUUCCACCAGCGAGCAGAUUUUCAAGGUUGAGAAGUACUGGAUCCACGAGAAAUUUGACAACGAAACAUUUGACAAUGACAUCGCUCUCUUGAAGCUGAAGACGGACAUUGGCAUCUGUGCUGUAAACUCUCCGGAGGUUCUUCCUGCGUGUCUGCCUGAACGUGGGCUGGUUCUGCCCGACUGGACCGAGUGUGAGAUCUCAGGCUAUGGAAAAGACUCGGAAUUUUCUGCAGAGUACUCUGAGCGUGUUAAGAGAGGUUACGUUCGCCUGUGGCCCAAAGAGCGCUGCGUCCCAGAUGUGCUGUCUGGGCGCACAGUUACCUCCAACAUGUUGUGUGCAGGUGACACCCGAGGCCUGGAUGAUGCCUGCAAGGGAGACUCUGGUGGCCCGCUCGUCUGUCGGAACAAUAACAAGAUGACUCUGAUGGGUGUGAUCAGCUGGGGUGAUGGGUGCGGGCAGAAGGAUAAGCCUGGGGUCUACACCCGUGUCACCCAUUACAUCAACUGGAUCAACGGCAAAAUUAAGGCAAACCCGGUCUAAAGUAAGAGAGACUGCAAAGAAGAUGUUGAUGGAUGACCAUACCUAUAAACACAGUGGGUAAAACAGCAAACGCAGAUAUGUUUAUCAUUGAGAAGAUAGACAGAGGGAUCCACAGGACUCUUAUUCUGUUGUUAAUCUGUUGAUGUAAAUCCAAAAUGAUGGCGGUUUUAAACCAGCAGGACCACUCCUACAGAGGUGCAUAAGAAGGACCUCAAUCGUGAGUUUUCAUGCUAAAUGUAGCUCAGAGCUCUAAAGUUUGCCUUACUGUGUUGAAUGUGACAGUAUAUAUGGACAGAAACACAGGACAAACCCUUUUUCCUCCUUCUGGGCCAUUUUGAUCUGGAUAAUCCUUUUUUGUCUCUUCACGCAUACAACAUUUUCUAAAUAUUGCAUCCACCAAACUGGAGGUUCAAUCAGUGAACCUACAGUAACAGGAAGAAUAGGAAAUAUCAGUAUUUUUCUCUGCUCUUUCUGGUUGGCUUUAUGCUGGUUUAUACAAA
This is a messenger RNA of Sander lucioperca (pikeperch), 3127 nucleotides long. It is a transcript of the gene plat, whose product is annotated as plasminogen activator, tissue. Gene Ontology annotation, biological process: plasminogen activation; smooth muscle cell migration. Gene Ontology annotation, molecular function: serine-type endopeptidase activity. The transcript has 16 exons. Gene Ontology annotation, cellular component: extracellular region. The record is from RefSeq and is a predicted model, not a curated record. NCBI's taxonomy places the organism in Eukaryota, Metazoa, Chordata, Actinopteri, Perciformes, Percidae. The coding region runs from base 801 to 2627 and encodes 608 amino acids.